Oryza sativa Japonica Group (Japanese rice) is the source of this 1250-nucleotide messenger RNA. RefSeq names its product probable glutathione S-transferase GSTU6. Gene Ontology annotation, cellular component: cytoplasm. Gene Ontology annotation, biological process: glutathione metabolic process. Gene Ontology annotation, molecular function: glutathione transferase activity. The record is from RefSeq and is a predicted model, not a curated record. Lineage: Eukaryota; Viridiplantae; Streptophyta; Magnoliopsida; Poales; Poaceae.
AGCUUACUGGUUACCCUCCAUCAGACAAACAUAUAUAUUCGAUCUUUCUCCGGUCAAGUUCUAGCACAACAAAACACAAGCCAAAACACCAUUUAACCACCUCCAAGCUUCGCAUUCCAAGAGACCGAGCGACUGUUCAGCCAGAGAUUAAUCAGAGAAUGGCUGGAGAAGGAGAUGAUCAACUGAAGCUUCUCGGAUUGUGGGUGAGCCCAUACACUCACCGAGUGAAGCUUGCACUCAGCUUCAAGGGCCUGAGCUACGAGUACGUCGAGGAGGACCUCAGCAACAAGAGCGAGCUGCUUCUCAGCACCAACCCGGUGCACAAGAAGGUGCCCGUGCUCAUCCACAACGGCAAGCCCAUCUGCGAGUCGCAGGUCAUCGUGCAGUACCUCGACGAGGAGUUCCCCAACUCCGGCGUCUCGCUCCUCCCAUCUGACUCCUACGAUCGCGCCAUUGCUCGUUUCUGGGCUGCCUACAUCAACGACAAGCUGAUGCCGUCGUGGCUGCAGUCGUCGAUGGGCAAGACGGAGGAGGAGAGGGCGGAGGCGCUGAAGCAGACGUUGGAGGCGGUGGCGAACCUGGAGACGGCGUUCAAGGAGUGUUCCAAGGGGAAGCCCUUCUUCGGCGGCGACACCGUCGGGUACCUGGACGUGUCGCUCGGCGCCAUGAUCGGAUGGAUGCGCGCCGGCGAGGCUCUGCACGGGAGGAGGACCUUCGAUGCCACUAGAAGCCCUCUCCUGAACGCGUGGAUGGAGCGCUUCGCCGCGCUGGACGCCGCCAAGGCCGCCAUGCCGGACAACAACAAGCUGGUCGAGUUCGUCAGGGUGAGGCGGGCUGCCGCUGCGAACAACUGAAGCCGAAACAAUACUGUAUUGGUCAGUUCCCAGUUGGUACGAGAUUUGCUCUGCUCCAACAAAGAGUAUCUUAAGGUAUUGAUACCUCACGGUACCAAAUCGUUUCUAACCGUUGAAUCUAACAAUGUCCAUCGAUGGGAAACGAUUUAGUACUGUAAGGUACCGGUACCUCAAUUACUUUUUGCUGAACCGAAACAAAUCUCAUCGUCACUGCUUUGGGCCUUUGGCCAAUUGUCAUUUUUCAAGUUGCAAAAGUGUGAUGUUCUUCCGGGUCAUCCGUUCGAUCGGAUCUCCUUGUUACCGGGACAUCAUUUCUUCCAAUAAAGGAAAAUGUUGAAUUUUGGUAUUUAAAUUGUUUAGUAGUAUGUGAUAUAAAAACUGAAUUUUCUAUUUCAA